CCUCUCAGGUCGGGACACCAACAAGGCACUGGCCUUGGUUGCUGAGAAAGCUGCAGCAGAUUGUUAUCGUGUGGAAGGGAUGUGGUGGCAUAAAUGUUUGGCUGAUGUUAGUCCGUCUCACAGGAGCUCAGCAGGACAGUGGGUGUGUGUGUGAUCUCAUCACUGCCAGGACUACAAGACGUGCCACAGCUGUGAGGCUUCAGCAUCAGGACCAUGUUCUCCUCCGUUGACCCGUACAAAAACCAGCACUACGCUGACCUGAAGAGCGCCUGCAUCAAGAGCAAGACUCUCUUCGAGGACCCAGAGUUCCCGGCCACCAAUGCAUCGCUGUUUUAUAGGAGACCACCGCCUGGGCUUGUGGAGUGGAAGAGACCAGGGGAGAUCAGCAAUGAGCCGCAUCUGUUUGUGGAGGGCAUCAGCUCCCAUGACCUGAACCAGGGGGUUGUGGGUAAUUGCUGGUUUGUGGCUGCAUGCUCCUGUCUGGCUUUGAAGCCACACCUCUGGAAGAAGGUAAUUCCUGACUCAGAUGAGCAGGAGUGGGACCCCAAGCACCCUGAAAACUACGCUGGAAUCUUCCACUUCCAGUUCUGGGUGUUCGGUCAGUGGGUGGACGUGGUGGUUGACGACCGGCUGCCCACAAUCAAUGGAGAACUCAUCUACUGCCACUCGAAAUUCAACAACGAAUUCUGGAGUGCUCUUCUAGAGAAGGCCUAUGCCAAGCUGUCUGGCUGCUAUGAGUCUUUGGAAGGGGGCAACACUGGAGACGCCGUGGUGGAUUUCAGCGGCGCUGUGUCAGAGGUCAUCAACCUGGAGGAAGAAGCCUACUACAAAGACCAGAAGAAGCAAGAUCAGCUCUUUGAGGACCUGUUAAAAGUCUACGACCGUGGAGGAAUCAUCAGCUGCUCCAUUAAGGCAUCACCACAUGAAAUUGAGAUGAGGAUGGCUAAUGGGUUGGUGAAAGGCCAUGCAUACUCAAUAACAGCAGUGAAGAGGGUGCGUUUGGGCCACGGGCUGCUGGCCUACUUCAAGAACGAAACCAUUCCUCUGAUACGCAUGAGGAACCCCUGGGGCAAGACCGAGUGGAAAGGAGCCUGGAGUGACAGCUCUGAAGAAUGGACAAAAGUUGGAGACACAGAGAGGGGCAACCUUGGCAUCACAGUAGAGGACGACGGGGAGUUCUGGAUGUCCUUCUCAGACUGGUGUAAGAACUUCACAGACACAGAUGUGUGCCGUCUCAUUAACACCGCUCUGAUAAGCAUCCACAAGACGUGGCACGAAUCGAUGCAUUUUGGGAGCUGGACCAAACACGCAGAACCUCUGUUCAAUCGCUGCGGUGGCUGUGCGAACCAUAAACAGACAUUCCUGCAGAACCCACAGUAUCUGUUUGAUGUGACGAAGGAGGUGGACGAGGUGCUGAUUUCGCUCCAGCAGAGAGACAUGAAGAUCCACCGGCAAAUCGGCCAGGGAGAAAAUCUCACCAUCGGCUUCAGCGUCUUCAAGGUGGAACUGAACAGGAAAUAUCGGCUGCACGACAUCCUGACCCAGCAGUGUGUGGAGACGUCUACCUACAUCAACGCCCGCACGGUGUUUAAGAGGUGCAUGCUGCCCAUGGGACGCUACAUCAUCAUCCCCACCACCUUCAAGCCUCAGAUCCUGGGGGAGUACAUGAUCCGCGUUUUCACCGACGUGGACUCGGGUUGCAGGGAGCUGACAGAAGACAAGCCCAGGGCCGGGUGCUGCGCCUCGUUCCUCGGUUAUCCCCAAGCUGUGAGUCACGUCUACGUCCAUGGAGCUGAGGGUCUGCAGAACCAAGACAGCUCAGGAGGAGCAGACCCCUAUGUGAUCAUAUCCUGUGAGGGUCACUCUGUACAGUCUACAGUCCAGCGGGACACUCUGGAGCCAGAGUUUAAAACCUCAGGCAUUUUCUACAGAAAGAAGCCCAGGAAGCCCAUAUGUGUGGAGGUGUGGAACCGUAACGCGGUGAAGGACCAGUUCAUGGGCCAGGUGGUGCUGUCCGGGCUGGUGAAGGACACCACCGAACCUCAGAGGCUUCAGCUGAGGAAACAAGGCCGGCAAAUGGCCGACGAGAUGCCCGGGACCAUCAGCCUGAGGAUCAUCACCUCCAACCAGCUGACUGAUAUGUGAUCAGCGCUAAAGAUGUGACUGUUGUGAAGCGAGUUGAAGUUUCUGUUUUUGACCAUUUUACGACCAUGCCUGUGUCAACAUUUAUAAAAAAAAAAAAAGAAUCCUUACAUUAUUUGCACCUUGGUGAAUCUUUCCCAAAGUUGAGAACUGAUCAGAAUACUAUCAGACAGACUGAAUGUCAAUUCCUGUUAUUGUUUUUUUU
Messenger RNA from Myripristis murdjan (pinecone soldierfish), 2347 nucleotides. RefSeq names its product calpain-5-like. Gene Ontology annotation, molecular function: calcium-dependent cysteine-type endopeptidase activity. The coding region runs from base 214 to 2145 and encodes 643 amino acids. Gene Ontology annotation, biological process: proteolysis. NCBI's taxonomy places the organism in Eukaryota, Metazoa, Chordata, Actinopteri, Holocentriformes, Holocentridae. Gene Ontology annotation, cellular component: cytoplasm. The transcript has 13 exons. The record is from RefSeq and is a predicted model, not a curated record.